This is a messenger RNA of Ichthyophthirius multifiliis, 1734 nucleotides long. Its product is annotated as immunoglobulin mu binding protein 2, putative. Gene Ontology annotation, molecular function: 5'-3' DNA helicase activity; RNA binding; ATP hydrolysis activity. Lineage: Eukaryota; Ciliophora; Oligohymenophorea; Hymenostomatida. The transcript is spliced from 3 exons. The record is from RefSeq and is a predicted model, not a curated record.
AUGCUCUAGCAAUUUCUCGAAAAGCAAAAGAAAAUCCUUGAAGAAGAACACAAUGUAGAAAUAUAAGAACAUAACGAAUUAUUAUCCCAAAAUACCUCAAUAGAGCUUCAACAGCAAGGUUAUGCAAUAAACAAACUAAAAUUAAAAUCUACCAAAACCGGUUUAUACGGUCGAACCUUAUGUACAUUUGCGCACCCUCAUUAUUCUAAAAAAUCAAUAGAAAAUCCUCAACUAUAGAAAUCUCUAUAACUUCCCGAAUCCAAAUUUUCGAAUGGAGACAAUAUAUUAAUAUAUAAAUUUGAUACAUAUUUUGAUAAAAAAUAAGCCUUAGAAAAUGGUGUGAUUUAUAAAAAGACAAAUUUUAAAAUAAUAAUUUCAUUCGAUAAAGAUUUUUAACCAAAUCGUUUGUAAAACGAAGUUAUUAGUUUAGUUAUCGAAACAAAUGAGAUUACUUACAAAAGAUGCGCCAAAACCCUCGAUUAAUUGUCUUAGAAAUACUCAGAUUCAAAUUUCUAAGGGUCGGCAUUGAUUCGAGUACUAAUAGAUGGAGAUGAUCCUUCUUUAUAAAAUAAUUUUGUUAAAUAAGCCCAUUUAUUAAAAUAAGAUACUCAUUUAAAUGAUUAUUUUAAUUAAAAUUUAAAUAAAGAAUAAAAAGAGGCUGUUGAAUUUGCCUUAAAAAGCCCCAAUAUAGCACUUAUACACGGACCACCUGGGACUGGGAAAACUUCGACUGUUUGUGAGCUUAUUUUAUAAGCUGUAAAGAUGGGAAUGAAGGUUUUGGCAUGUGCUGGUUCGAACAUUGCAGUUGAUAAUAUUGUAGAGAGACUUUAGAAAUAAAGAUAAUGGUGUAAAGCUUUAAGAAUAGGACAUCCUGCGAGGAUGAUAAAGGAAAUUUAUGAGAGUUGCUUAGAUUUUUAAAUAAGUAAAACACCUAGUUAUUAAGAAAUAAAAGAACUAAAGAGAGAAAUAUAAAAAAAAUUAUCAGAUUUAAACUUCGAAAAGUCCGAUUUUUAACGAAAAAAAAUAAAAGACUUUCUUUCUUCUCUAAGAUAGUCUAUUAGAGAAUAAGAAAGUGUUUCCAUAAAGGAAGUUUUGAAUGAAACAUAAGUUAUAUGUUGUACUAAUACUGGUGCCGAUGAUUAUAUUUUUAAAAAAGAAAUGAAAAAUUUCAUCUUUGAUUUAAUUAUUAUAGAUGAAUGCGCAUAGUCUAUGGAACUUUCAUGUUGGAUUCCUUUGCUGAAAGGAAAAAGGGCUGUUUUUGCUGGAGAUCAUAAAUAACUUUAACCAACUAUUAAAUCUCUAGAAAAUAAAAAAGAAUCCACUCUUUUUGAUAGAGUACACAAUUAAUUCCCUUAGACAAGUAAAUUGUUAUAGACUUAAUAUAGAAUGAAUAAUCUUAUUAUGUAAUUUUCAUCUCAGUUUGUUUAUAAUAAUUAGCUUUUGGCACAUGAUUCCGUCGCUAAUCAUUCUAUUUGUCAAGAUUUGGACUUAGUGUUGCUUUUUGUAGAUACUUCAGGUGCCAAAAUGGGUGAAAAUGUAUGCGAAAAAGGCUCUAAAUAUAACUUAGGAGAAGCUGAUUUAGUAUCUAUUAUUGUAGAUGAGCUUACUAAUUUAUAUAAAAAAUUUCAACUGUAGAUGGAUUCUAAGGGAGAGAAAAAGAAUGCAUUAUAAUUAGUAUGGUACGGUCUAAUGAUAUUAGAUAAGUUGGCUUUUUAAAUGAUUAUAGACGAAUGA